AUGAAGAACCGCCUAAAGUCUGGUGAUCACGUGUCCAGUUACACUGUCGGCGCCAUGGCAGCUUCCCUCUCACGUGUGUGUCGGAUGCGUUGCGACGUGCACGGCUUGGUCACGACCGUCAAUGGCUUGGCACGCCCAGUUGCGGCGAUAUUGUACAAGCUGGCCAACAGCAACGUGGCGAUCUCGAAUGACAAUUCAGCGGGAAAUUGCGGUCAAUGCAACCGCGGACGUGCAGCGCGAGAUGCCACGUACACGUCCAUGAUCUCGUACGAGUUUUACCUGUUCUCGAUCGCGUUGUGGCAGUUCCUCUGCCGUCGAAAAAGCCCAAGAUCAGCGACACAAGCGCCGCGGCAAUGUGAACUCCAUCACCGGGAGCCCUCGUUGUCUCUUUCUCGUGAAUUCCGUCAUAUUCGACCUGGCAUCCAUACACGACACCUGAAAGGUGGCGGACAGCAGCCGGGAAUAGCGUAA
Molecule: messenger RNA, 471 nt
Organism: Aphanomyces invadans
Lineage: Eukaryota; Oomycota; Saprolegniomycetes; Saprolegniales; Verrucalvaceae
Exons: 1
Coding region: 1-471 (156 amino acids)
Source: RefSeq, a predicted model, not a curated record